UAUUUCUCAUCAGUCAUUCAUAAGUUUUUAAUUGAAGUGAUUAGUUUGAAUUUAAAAAUGGAAUUUCUAACAGUUUUUCUCUUAUUUGGAGUAAUGGCGGCAUUUGUUUCUGGAGUUCCCCUCCCCUCUUCAGACCAUCAGGCCUUCAUAGUUGGCGGAGAAGAUGCAGCAGAAGGUUCAGCUCCUUACAUGGUGUCCCUGGUCUUCGGAGAACGAGUCAUGUUCCAGCUGUGUGGAGCUUCCCUCAUCAGCAGGCGACUGAUGCUGACUGCAGCUCAUUGUCUCGAACCUUUUAUAAAUGAUGACGGUGGACUGUUGCACACCUUACACUCCCGAGUGGGAUCCAACCAGUGGAACUCAGGAGGCACCAUGGUCACCCUGAAGGGCUGCCACUUGCAUCCACAGUGGGACUCUACAAACAUCAAGUAUGAUGCUGGAGUGUUGGUGACGGAGGCGCCAGUGGAGUUGACAGACCGAGUGGCCCUCAUCAGCUUGUCCUACGACUUCGUUGAAGGAAAUGAAGAGGCUUUUGUUGCUGGAUGGGGGCGGACUGGGCCAAAAGUCGAAGGGAAUGUCAUACACCUACAACCAACUCCUGAUGACAAGCAAGUCCUCUACGUGGAUAUAUUGGACCACGACCAGUGCCAAGAACAGAUGCAGGUAGCAUCACAACACAACGCCCCACCAAUCCAGCGUGCUGUUGAAAUAUGCAGCUUCCACUCUCGAGGACAUGGGAUGUGCGUUGGAGAUUCCGGCAGUGCUCUGGUCAGGUUAAGCACGAUGCAGCAGAUUGGCAUCGUAUCCUGGGGAUACAUGUGCGCUAUGGGAGCACCUGACGUUCAUGUCAGGAUACUUGGUGUCAAGGACUUCUUAGAGUUUACUAUGUCACUAUAUAACGACUGAUUCUGACUGUUAAGAUUUAUCUA
Messenger RNA from Spodoptera frugiperda (fall armyworm), 926 nucleotides. RefSeq names its product chymotrypsin-1-like. The transcript is spliced from 5 exons. Gene Ontology annotation, biological process: proteolysis. Bases 58 to 903 code for a protein of 281 amino acids. NCBI's taxonomy places the organism in Eukaryota, Metazoa, Arthropoda, Insecta, Lepidoptera, Noctuidae. The record is from RefSeq and is a predicted model, not a curated record. Gene Ontology annotation, molecular function: serine-type endopeptidase activity.